UCUUCUGGCGGCUUGUAUCGCCCAAAGAACCAUCACUCGGUCGUACUUAGUGGCCCACAAUUCACCUAAUUUCCCGCUCACUCUAUCGAAAUUCAACACUAGCUGAUAUUUUAAAAUUUUUCCUCAAUUCAUUUCCAUCUAUUCUCUUAUCUCUUUAUUUGUAUUAAAGCUUUACCUUUCAAUUGUCAUUAUUAUUUUAUUAUUCUAUUCAAUUAUUAUAUUUAACGAAAUUGUGAUUGUGAUAUAUCGAGAUUUGUCCAAUAUAUUUCUGCUUCAUCAUUCAAUCUUUUCCUAAGAAAGAAAGAGAAAUAAAUUGUAAAAAUGUUAGUGGAACGCGCGAUACAGUGGAUAUGGAAUUGUAUUGAGAAUGACACAAUGAGAAAAGACAUUCUCUAUAGUCUUGUGGUAUUUCUCGUUGUUAUUGGAAUAGCCAGAUCAAUUCAGUGGUACAAAUAUCUCAGAAAUUUACCACCUGGACCUUGGGGUUUUCCAAUAUUUGGCUAUCUGCCUUUCAUUAAGGGAGAUGUUCAUCUUCACUUUGGGAGACUUGCUGCCAAAUAUGGAUCCAUGUUUAGUGCAAGACUUGGCAGUCAACUUAUCGUUGUCCUCAGUGAUUAUAAGACUAUUCGUGAUACUUUUCGAAGAGACGAAUUCUCCGGAAGACCUCACACGGAAUUUAUGAAUAUUCUUGGUGGAUAUGGAAUCGUCAACACUGAAGGUGCAAUGUGGAAAGAUCAAAGAAGAUUUCUCCAUGAAAAAUUGCGCAGCUUUGGAAUGACUUAUUGCGGAAAUGGACAGAAAAAAAUGGAAUUCAGAAUCAUGAGAGAAGUGGAGACAUUAAUUCGUGGAUUAUCACGGAAAUGUGGAGCUCCAGUGGACGUUUCUCCAUCACUUGGAAUGUCAAUCAGUAACGUGAUUUGUUCAAUAAUCAUGGGUGUACGAUUUAAUCACGGUGAUUCAAGAUUCAAAAGAUUCAUGGCUCUGAUUGAAGAGGGAUUUAAAUUAUUUGGCAGUAUUGUUGCUGUUAAUUUUAUUCCAAUAAUGCGAUAUCUUCCUUGUUUACGUAAAAUUCGCAAUAAAAUUUCACGUAAUAGAAAAGAAAUGGCAGCUUUCUUUCAAGAAACUGUCGAUGAACAUCGAUCUACCUUUGACAGUAAAAAUGUUCGAGAUCUUGUGGAUGCUUAUCUUGUUGAAAUUGAAAAAGCCAAGGCUGAGGGCAGAGAAGCGACACUUUUUCAAGGAAAAAAUCAUGAUCGUCAAAUGCAUCAAAUUCUUGGAGAUUUAUUUUCUGCAGGAAUGGAAACUGUUAAAACUACCCUAGAAUGGGCAGUAAUUUUAAUGCUUCAUCACCCAGAGGCAGCAAAGGCAGUUCAAGAGGAACUAGACCAAGUUGUUGGGCGAUCUCGAAUGCCUGUACUUGAAGAUCUUCCAUAUCUUCCAAUCACUGAAGCUACUAUUCUUGAGGUCAUGCGGAGAUCAAGUAUUGUACCUCUUGGAACAACCCAUGCUACUACUCGAGAAGUAACACUGAAUGGGUUCACAAUACCAGCGGGAGCACAGAUAGUACCGCUACUUCAUGCAGUUCAUAUGGAUCCGAAUUUGUGGGCUGAACCAGAGGACUUUCGUCCUACACGAUUUCUUUCUGUUGAGGGUAAGGUCUGCAAACCCGAAUAUUUUAUGCCAUUUGGCGUAGGUAGACGAAUGUGUUUAGGUGAUGUUCUUGCCAGAAUGGAGCUCUUUCUAUUCUUUAGUUCACUCCUUCAUACUUUCGAUAUUCGAUUACCCGAGGGCACCUCUCUACCGAGUUUAAGAGGUAACGCAGGUGUCACUGUUACACCUGACCCAUUUAAAGUGUGCCUAAUCCAAAGACACCUCGACAUUUCGGAUUUUCAACUCGAAAAAGUUUCAAAUCCAUUGCGAAAUGUUGGUAGUCACUAAAAGUUGUAUUUUAAUUCAAAUAUUUUGUAAAAUCAUGUAUAGUAUUUGUCUCUUUUAUUACAUUUAAUUUAAAAUUAUUAUCAUCAUCAUUAUUAUUAAAUUCAUGUUCAUUUACAUCAUUAUUAUCAUCAUCAUCAUCAUCAUCAUCAUCAUCAUCAUCGAUACCAUUAUCAAAUCAAAGAUUUCGUUAUUACUAGACUUUGAAUUCUCAUCAUUUGUCACACACAUAUACAUUUCAACAUUGAUUCUGGAAAAAUGCUUCUAAUCUUCACAUGUAAAUAGAUUUUUUAUAUUUCAAGAGAAUCAACUGUAUCAAAAUCAUUUUUAAAUAUCAAGUAUUAAGAAUCGUAAUUCAUUAAUAUUAUUUUUAUAAAAUAUAAAUAACCAGUCGAAAAUACGAAAUUGUCGAAUAACAAUGAAUUACGUGUACACAAUUUCAAUAAUUUAAGAAAAAUUAAAAAGAAUAAAAAAAAAAUAGUGCCACAUUAUAAUAUAAUUAAUGAUUAUGUUAAUUUUCUGUAUAAUUAUUUUUAUUAUAAUUAUGAAAAAAAAUAAAUUAUUAUGUUUAAGUAGUUAAACCGACAGCAAAUGUAAUGCAUAAUUGUAAUGGCGUGUCAAAACAGUACAAAACAACACCAAAUUUUUGUCAGCGCCUUUCAAAUUAACUUUAACCCGCCGUUCAUUUUAUUUAUUUAUAUCGACAGCUCCGGAAUAAUAAUGUCGUUUACCUUAAUUUAUUUUUAGUUAAUUAUUGAGUCAUUUAUUAAAAUGAUGCCUUUUAUAAGUCAAACUAUGUGUUAUGUAUGUGUAUAUAUGUAUCGUACAUUUAAUAUAAAACUAAAUUAAUAUUACGAUCACAAUAUAUACACAUGCAUAAAGUUAUAGGGAAAUACAUUAUAAAAUGUGUGAUAUUCAGCACUUCGUAUUGCAGGCAAAUUGGAAGUGAAUGUAACAAUGUGUUUUUUGUAUUAAAUAUUUUAUAUUUAUAAAAAAAUACUUAUUAACGUUUAUUUAAUAUUAAAUACUAGAAGUGCAUUAUAGUAAAAGAAUCAAUUGGGAUUAGAAAAAAGAGAAAGUGAGAGAAUUUUUUAGUGAUAGAUUUUUUAAAUCUUAUUUAUGUGGAUACUUCAUAAAAUUGUUUUUUAUUGUGAAUUUUUAUAU
Messenger RNA from Chelonus insularis, 3099 nucleotides. RefSeq names its product Cytochrome P450 18a1 (gene Cyp18a1). Gene Ontology annotation, cellular component: intracellular membrane-bounded organelle; cytoplasm. The transcript has 5 exons. The record is from RefSeq and is a predicted model, not a curated record. Gene Ontology annotation, biological process: xenobiotic metabolic process. Bases 322 to 1938 code for a protein of 538 amino acids. NCBI's taxonomy places the organism in Eukaryota, Metazoa, Arthropoda, Insecta, Hymenoptera, Braconidae. Gene Ontology annotation, molecular function: iron ion binding; oxidoreductase activity, acting on paired donors, with incorporation or reduction of molecular oxygen, reduced flavin or flavoprotein as one donor, and incorporation of one atom of oxygen; heme binding.